GUGUCACAGAAACUGUCAUAUUUCAAACUUCACUUGCAGUUUUAGCCUCUCGUCAAUAUAAGCGAGAACACAUCCGGGCAUUAUGAGCGCGGUCGGCGAAUGAUGACGUAUUACAAGCCCACGAACACGGCCUCAUUGUUUUAUUUUGAAGGAGCUGAACGUUUCCUUCCUCCAGAACCAGAAGUGCCGUUAAAGAAGGAGGGCGACGUUUCCGUUGCGGAGGUCUGCGCUUGUUCUCCUCCGUGUUUGAUCCGUUUCACACGAGCAGGAGGUGGACUGAGUCACUCAUGGGCUGAACGUGGAUCCACACCUGGAUCCAGGAAUGGCUCAGUCUCCAGGUCCUGGUCCAGAUCUCACCGUGGUCCUGAUGGGACGCAUCGGAGUGGGAAAGAGUGCUUCUGGAAACACGAUUUUAGGACGAGCAGCAUUUGAGUCAAAGUUAGCGUGGGGACCGGUGACGACGCGAAUCCAAGAGGAAACAGGAACUGUUUUAGGAAAGCUGAUCCGAGUGAUCGACACUCCGGGAAUUUUAGGAUCAAAAGAGGAACUGAAAACCUUCUGCCAGGGUCUCCUGCAGUCCUCCACCCCUCUGCUGUUCCUGGUGCUGGUUAAAACUAGUCGUUUCACAGAUGAGGAAGAGGAGGCUGUGCAGGCGGCCAUCACAGUCCUCGGCGAUGAAGGUCUGGCAAACAGCUUCCUGCUCUUCACAGGUGGAGAUGAGCUGAACGUGUCACUGCAGGAUCACAUCAGCCAGUCUAAGAGAAGCUCACUCCAAGAUGUCGUUAAGAAGUUUGGGGACAGGUAUCAUCUGUUCAACAAUGAAGAGCCUGAAGACGAGGAGCAAGUGGGAGAGCUGCUGAGGAAGGCUGAGGGCCACAGGACCGGCGAGCUGCCGGGAUUCAAAGCAGAAGGUGUCUCCAUCGUCCUGCUGGGAAACACCGCUGUGGGUAAAAGCGCUUCUGCAAACACCAUCAUAGGCCGAGCGGCGUUUGAGUCGAGGGCUUCCCUCAAAGCGGUGACAACAGGAAUCGGAGAGGAAACGGGACAGAGGUUUGGGAAGCGGAUCACAGUGAUCGACACUCCGGGACUUUUAGGAUCAGAGGAGCUGAUUGAAAAGUACUACCUGGGCCUGCCCCGCUCCUCCACACCUCUUCUGUCCCUGGUGGUGGUCAGAGUCGGUCGGUUCACUGAGGAGGACCGGAGCGCCGUGGAGACGGCGAUCAGAGUCCUCGGGCCUCGGCGGUUUGAGAACAGCUACCUGCUGUUCACAGGAGGAGACGCCUUAAAGGACAAAAGUCUGCAGGACUUUGUUUCUGAAGAUGAAGCAGGUCCUCUCCAUCAGCUGGUGCAGAGGUUUGCAGGGAGGACUCACCUGUUCAACAAUGAAGGAGGAGGACGAGAGCAGGUCAGAGAGCUGCUGCAGAACGCAGCUGAUCGUCUCAUGGCGUCUCUCACACUGGUGGACAGGAGAGUCAUUCUGAUUGGUCUGUCUGGAGGAGGGCGGAGCUCAGCAGGAAACACCAUCCUGGGAUCAGAGCGGUUCCCGACAGGAUGUGGGUUUGAACCGGUCCCAGCUGAGGUGGUCUCUGGGUCAGCAGCAGUGGAGGGCUGUUGGAUCACCGUGGUCGACACUCCAGGAUUCACAGCCAGAGACUCGGAUGAAGAUCAGCUGAAAAAACGACUCAGGAUGAUGGAAGAACAGUCUGAUCCAGGACCUCACGCCGUGGUGUUUGUGGUCAGGAUAGGCAGGAUGUCCAGAGAAGACUCUGCGCUCCUCACCGCCCUCAGAGAGAUGUUUUAUGAUCAUCCUAUUAACUUCUCCAUGGUGCUCUUCACCCACGGAGACGAGCUGAGAGGUCGGUCCAUCGAUCAGAUGAUUCAGUCUAACAGCUGUGUGUCUGCACUGGUCUCCAUGAGUCGUGGCAGAUUCUGUGUGUUUGACAAUAAUCACAGAGGAAACAGAGAGCAGGUCAGAGAGUUCCUCCGUCAUGUAGAGAACAUCAUCUCAGAGAACAGAGGAGAACACUUGGACCUACAUGUACAGUCUAUGAGAAUGAACUGGCUGAGUGAGGAAAUGGAGGAAAUGGAGGAAAUGGAGGAAAUGGAGAGAAGGCACAGGUGCAUGCACAGGGACAGGGAGAUGAGCAUGAUGGACAUGAUGCAUAGGCACAGGCACAUGGACAUGCACAUGGACAUGGAGAUGGAGAUGUUCAUGUUCAUGUCCAUGGACAUGAUGCACAGGCACAUGUUAGAGCAGAGACCCAGGACGACUGUACAGAUCUGCUGUAGGUGUUUUUGCAGCACAGCCAGCCGUCUGGACAAACUCUUCAGAGAGCUGAAUGUCUGACUGUGAUUGGUGGAUGUUGGAGGCGUCUGAGAAAAUAAAAACCUGACUGGACUUUGUCUGCUUCCUGUUCAGGAUCAGCAGUUUUCUGAAACAUGAUUGGUCCUCUGUACUGUAACUUUUACUCCAGUACAGUUUCAUCGUACUUGUGCUUUGUGUAAAACAAACAUAAAUACUUCAAAAACUUUCCAUCUGAAUUGUUUGCAUUAAGAUCAGCUGACACAUUAAAGUACAGAGACAUGAAUGAAUCAACAUGGUUAUUGCCAUGGUAACAGGUGUGUAUCAGGCUCACAUCAGUGAUUUAAUUUCUCCCUCACUGUGGAGGAUCGUCCACCAUCAGCAAAUUCAAUCUAACUUUAUUUAAAAAGCUUCGGUCCUGAAACAAACACGGUCGCUGUGAUGUGGUUUGUGUUGUGACGCUUCCUCUCAUCGUUAUUAGUUUCUCUGGUUAUUGAUCUGCAGCACAGGCUGUUAGCAUGUAGCUCAUUACAAACACGAAGAAACCUGAUCAGUGAUCAAUACCAUCCGACCAGCAGGAAGUGAUGUAGAGGUGAGUCGCUCUGAUCCUGCAGUGGCUGACCAGCUGAUCACCACAGAAGAAGAGUGAGGAGGAGCUAAAGCUCUAGCCCGCUAACAUACCUGUGUGUGGCGUUAAAGGUCACACAGAGGGCAGUUUAAGCACAUGAACCACACACCUGUACUUACGAUGCAGGUGGUGGAAAAGAUUAAAUAAUAAUGUUUUAUAAUUUUCUCCUUAUUCGUGCAGAUAAAAUAACAAAGACGCUCACACUGUCCUGCCCUGUUCACACCUGUUUGUGCGAGAGUUUGUGAGCCAAUCAGGAAUUGUAUGAAUACUUUUUGUCCUCUGUUGCUUAAUUUCUGACAGUAUGUUAAAAAAAGACAUUUGACAGAUGUUAGAGCUGCUUCUUUAUAUAAUGGACUAAAGUCACAGAGAAUCUGAUAAAUCUGUAAAGAAAGAAAAAAUAACAGCUGCAUGGAUGAAAAAUAUCCCAGGAUAAAGGAGUGGAAG
Messenger RNA from Oreochromis aureus, 3374 nucleotides. Its product is annotated as GTPase IMAP family member 8-like. The record is from RefSeq and is a predicted model, not a curated record. The transcript is spliced from 4 exons. Bases 323 to 2347 code for a protein of 674 amino acids. Gene Ontology annotation, molecular function: GTP binding. Lineage: Eukaryota; Metazoa; Chordata; Actinopteri; Cichliformes; Cichlidae.